GUGGGGUGGUUUGCUGGCAAUGCCAUGGGUUGAUGGCCAUUUUCUUCGUCGACCUUCAUCAGCCACAUCCACGCCCUUAACCAACCUCGCCGCCAAGCAAGAAGGCGUGAAACAACAGCUUGACGCCGUUGCCACAUACGAAGAACCUUUUCUCCUCUCAGCGACUUGGCGAGCUCAACGGCAGACACCUUCCGUGACCUUCUUUGGAUCCCCAUCCUUGGGUAGCCCUCCCUCUCUCUCUCUCCUUUGUUCUUCGACCGCCCACCAAUCCGCGCUGAUCCCAAGUCCCUUCACACAGAACAGUCAUGACAACGCAGCUCCACCGACCCGCGUCGGUUGCAGUCGCGACCUGUCUUUUGGCACUAGCCAUCUUCUGCAUCCCUCCUACGUCUGCCGUCACAACCAAGACCAUCACCCUUCCCAACAACGACACUGCCACGCAGUACACAUACGUCAUCGGUGCUCUCACCGACCGAGGCUUUGACCGGUACAACCAGUCCAUGGGGCGCACCUUCAACGAGUACCUGAACAGCGUCGUGUCGCCCAAGUUCAACGGCCUCGUCAAGUUUCGCUCGUAUCCGCUUCGCUUCCGCGAUAUGCUUGAUAAUGGCCGCGACGGCGACUACGACUUCACCUUUGCCAACCCGGCCCUCUUUACCUGCGGCGAGGCAGAGUUUGGGCUGGCAUCGCUCCUCACUCUCCGUCGCAAAGUGCUCGGCGAGCAGCUGAGUCAGUUUGGCGCCGUCAUCUUCACGCGUGCCGACCGCGACGACAUCAACAGCGCGCCUGAUAUUGCCGGCAAGACAGUCGCUGCCGUGUCCUUCAUCACCUUUGGCGGGUUCCAGGCACAGUGGGGCACGCUCCGCGACGCAGGCCUCGACUUUCUCAUCGACACGCAGCAGAUCAAGUUUACCAAUGACGAGGAUGAGGUGAUUGCUCAGGUCCUGGAGGGAAACAGCGACGUCGGCUUCGUCACCAGCGGCGUCCUCGAAGACCAUGUUGAGAACAGCGGCCUGGAUCUGAAGAAGAUCAAGGUGCUACAUGCAGAGAACGUCAUCACCACAGAGGGUGACGUCUACCCCUUCAUCACGUCCUCAUCCGUCCUCUCCCCAGAAUGGACCCUUGCUGUGCUCCCCAACGUCCCGUGGGAGGUGCAGUCUGCUGUGGUGAAUGCGCUCCUGAGCAUCGACAGCGCGUCCGAGUAUGCCAUUGCUGGCCGCUACGCCGCCUGGCAGCCGCCAAAGUCAUACACCGCCACACGCGCCCUGCAGGUGUCGCUGGGCGUGAUGUUUGCGGACGACCUCGGCUCCUUCCGCUGUGUACGCACGAAGAACCUCAUCGAUGCCGUCGUGUGUCCCUUUGGAUACAACAAGCAGUCCCCUGAACUCGUCGCUUCCGGCUGCUCACUCGCUGGUCUCGACUGCCGUGAGGACUUUGACUGUCUGUGCCAGCCCUGCGAGCCUGCGUGUCCGACGCACUCCCGCCUUACCCGGCGUGGGACGUGCCAGUGCGACAGCGGGUACAUCAACUUUGGUGGCGCGUGUGCGCCCAUCGCCGUACUGGCUGUGACGGUGCUCAUCCCCGUGGUUGGCGCCGUCGUCGUCAUUGUGUGGUUCGCCAUGCGCCACCAGCAGCACAAGUCCGACCUCCUCUGGCACAUCCGCCCCUACGAGCUCAAGUUUGAUGACCCGGUCGAGGUCCUCGGCGUCGGCACAUACGGCGUUGUUGUCAAGGGCGAAUACCGCGGCACCGCCGUCGCCGUGAAGCGCGUUGGCUCAUCAGAUGCACACUCACGUGCUCGUCACGCCUCCCGUGCCACACGCGACAAGCAGGGCGUGCUGAGCCCCGAGAUUAUGGCCGGCAUCCGUGCAGCCCGCGGGUCGAACGCGGCUGGCUCCAACAUGAGCGGGUCGUCUCGCGGUGUGCGCCGGUCCAAGUCCAAGUCGCGGCUGGCGUCGCAGAUGCAGUCCACACGCACGCGCGAACUCCGCGCCAUGAACUACAUCAUGGAGCUGUUUGACGAGGCCGCGGCCCAGCACAUCCACCGCAGCCAGUCCACGACGCAGCUCUCGGGCCGCUCACGCUCCCGCUCGCUGUUCAGCCGUCUCAUCCACAACACCACCACCCGCGCCACCGUCCGCCGUAUGCGCGCGAACUUUGUCAAGGAGAUGCGCACGCUGUCCAAGCUGCGCCACCCGUGUGUGACAACGGUCAUGGGGGCGGUGAUGAUGAAGGGGUGCGAGCCGAUGAUGGUGAUGGAGCACAUGGACCUGGGCACCCUCUACUCCAUCCUGCACAACGAAACCAUGGAGCUCGACGGAGAGACACGCUACUACCUCACGCUCGAUGUUGUCUCUGGCUGCCGCUUCCUGCACUCGAGCGAUCCGCCCCUGAUCCACGGCGACCUCAAGUCCCUCAACGUCCUCGUCGACUCAAAGUUCCGCGCAAAGGUCAGCUGGAGUGCGUGCGUGCGUGUGUGUGUGUGUGUGUGUGUGUGUGUGUGUGUGUGUGUGUGUGUGUGUGUGUGUGUGUGUGUGUGUGUGUGUGCAUGUCUAUGUGUGUGUUGUGUGUGUAUGUGUUGGCUUUCACGAAUCUCAUCGUCACGACACGCAAGUUAUUUCAUCUCAUCCAACAUCCUCACCAUCACCACACUUCUCUCUGCCCUCUUCCCCCUACUUUGCACACCCUCAGUGACAAACCUGAUGAAGGAGCAGAAGGACCACGCUGCGCGCGUCGGCCGCUUCGCCGUCGCCGCUGUCAAGGCCGCCAACAGCACGCUGAUCAAGGAGGACGAGCCAGACCUCGGCUGCGUCAACAUCCGCGUUGGCUUCCACUCCGGCCCCGUCGUCGCAAACGUCGUUGGCACGAAGAACCCACGAUACUGCCUCUUCGGCGACACGGUCAACACGGCGUCACGGAUGGAAAGCAACAGCGAGAAGAACCGCAUCCACAUGUCUGAGGCUGCGGCUGAGCUGGUGUCCAAGCAGGCGCCUGACAUGGUGCUGGAGCCACGCAAGGCCAUGCACAUCAAGGGCAAGGGCAAGAUGCAGACGUACUUCCUCAUUGCAGCCGACAUCGACCACGCCAGCAGCAGCGACACCGCCGCGCUCAUUGAGACCAAGCACAGCAAGACACAGCUGCCAGAGGAGAUGGCCGAAGCUGAUGGUGACGACGGUGACGGUGGAGAUGGUGAUGACGCCGGCACAUCCGAGCAAGCAGCUGGUGCAAACAACAAAGCCCAACUGACGUCCACCACCGCUGCCACCGCGAGCAGCGCAGAGGCCGGUGAUCUGUCUGUGAUUACGCGAGCACGGCAGAAGGUGGCGGCCCUGGAGAACAGAAACAGGACCACAAGCAACGAUGACGAGAAACAGCAACAGCAGCAGCAGCAGCACGACACCAGUGAUGGCGAUGAGGAGAAGGCCGAUGCUGACACCACGACGGCCACAACCCUCGCCAUGGAUGCACCGGGUAGUGUUGAGCCGCAGCCCAACCCGUCAGCGCCGCCACUAAGGCGCGAGCAGGUGGAGGCGCGACGGCAGCUGCUGGAGAUGCAGCGCGAGGUUCCUGCCGAUGAGGUGGCCCGCAAGAAGUAUCAACAACAGCAGCAGCAGCAGCAGCAACAGGAGCAGACUGUGGUUGAGCGCGGUGUGCACGAGGUGAUGCUGAACGGCCGCCUUCGCCGCACGCUGACGGAAACGAUCACGCUGCCAGAGGUGCCUGACGAGGAGCAGCCAGGAUACAUGCGCAGGACCAAGUCUGCAUCCGCCGGUCGCUUCGGCCGCAAGAAGAAGACCACCACUGGUGACGGCGGCGAUGGUCUUGGCGACCGCCACGUGUCCAUCUCCAACGUGCUCAAGGUCAUGUACCCGGAGUCGCUCCGUGCGAGCGUUGACUUUGACAACGCCAACACCAACACCAACACCAACACCAACGGCAGCGAAGGCGUCAACAGCAGCAGCCAGGUGACAAUCCCGCCGACACUGACGGAGAAGCACGAGGAGGAUGAGGAGGAUGAUGACGCUGCGGUGGAGACACCAACCACUGCCCCUGCCAAUGAGGCAGAUGAGGCAGCUGGUACAACUCCAAAUGACGACCAGCAGCGGCGGCAGCAGCAGCAGCAAGAGCUGUCGUUGCAGCAGCGGCAGCAGCACGGCGAUCUGUCGAUGGCGGAUGCCUCUGGCUACUUCUCCAACACAUCCGAUGAAGGCAAGCGCGACGCUGAGGUGGCUCUUGGACACACUCGCAGCACCAAGUCUGCAAGCACCACCCAGCCCGGUAGCGUUUCCUCCCUGUUUGCGGAGGGCGUGUGGUUGGCGGAACCGGGCGAGACUAAACCAAGCGCCACUGAACCAACCGUGACUGAUGCCAUCAUGGCUGCCAAGCUGGAUGGUACCGCCCGCGUGGACAGCGGCUUCCCGCUCUCAACGCGCCACCCGUCACCGCCUGAGCUUGGUGACGCUGCUGAUGCGCCAACGUCCACCGACGUCUGAGUCACAAACCUUCUCGAGCGUUGCGACGGUGUCGUCAAUGACAUUAUUGUUUGUUUGUGUGUUGUUAAUUUGCACUGUGUUGCACAGUUAAUCUGUUGCCUUGUGCUGGUUGUUCUCAGCCAUGUCACUCUCGAUGCUUGGCGCGCACGAGUGGCACUUACAUUACACAGUCUAUGACGGUCUAUCAGAGGGCAUCUUUCCGUUGAUGAAAGCGUGCAACGGUUUGCUCGGGCAUCCUUGCGUGCACCUAUGCAACGCACACGACAGCACGACGAACUGGACAACUUGUUGCGUGAGGACCUGUUCUUGAAGCCACUUGCAUUGGUGCAAUGAGGAAGUGGGGAAUUGGGGCAAGGAUGCAGGGUUCUGGUGUUCUUGGUUGUGGCUUGGAUACAGCUUUGCAUGAUUUCUUUGGUGCGAGUGAGGGAUGGGGGAGUUCAAGUGGUUGUGUUGUGAUGAAUGUGAUGAGCGUGAUGGAUGUUGAGUUUCAUGUUGAUGACAACCAUCAGUUCAUUACAAACAGAAAUGAG
Salpingoeca rosetta is the source of this 5023-nucleotide messenger RNA. Its product is annotated as TKL protein kinase. The record is from RefSeq and is a predicted model, not a curated record. The coding region runs from base 306 to 4493 and encodes 1395 amino acids. Gene Ontology annotation, molecular function: ATP binding; guanylate cyclase activity; protein kinase activity. NCBI's taxonomy places the organism in Eukaryota, Choanoflagellata, Craspedida, Salpingoecidae. The transcript has 10 exons. Gene Ontology annotation, biological process: receptor guanylyl cyclase signaling pathway; protein phosphorylation; cGMP biosynthetic process.